Messenger RNA from Scaptodrosophila lebanonensis, 989 nucleotides. RefSeq names its product protein obstructor-E. Lineage: Eukaryota; Metazoa; Arthropoda; Insecta; Diptera; Drosophilidae. The coding region runs from base 107 to 859 and encodes 250 amino acids. Gene Ontology annotation, molecular function: chitin binding. Gene Ontology annotation, cellular component: extracellular region. The transcript is spliced from 2 exons. The record is from RefSeq and is a predicted model, not a curated record.
CUCGCGCGCUCAACAUCGCGCCCGCAUAUCGCAGUAAACGUAACGUACCGUCAGAGUAUCUAGCGCGUAAGGACUCCAACUUUUGAAAGGAUACAUCCACAUAGCCAUGGCUAAAAUUAUAAUCAGUGCUCUAGUGUGUUUGGCCAUGUUUGGCUCCUUGGCUCUUGGCUCGCCCGAAUGCCCCACACCCAACGGCCGCUUUGCCUCCGGCGACCAAUGUGAUGCCUACACCGAGUGCCAGGACGAUGUGCCCAUUCCCAAGCUCUGUCCCGACGGUCUGCUCUUCCAUCAGCGCACCAAGUCCACCGGCGAGUGCACCUAUGCGCCCUACUCCAGCUGCAAGGAGCGCGCACGCCUGCAGCCCGCCAACGGCACCGAUGAGUGUCCUCGCCAGUUCGGCUUCUAUCCCAAUGGCGAUGACACCAAGUGUGGAGUUUACCGAAACUGCGCCCAUGGAGUGGCCAGUCUGACCAAAUGCCCCGAGGGUCUGGCCUUCAAUGAAGAGAGCUAUCAGUGCGACUGGCCCGAUCUAGUCCCCGCCUGCAACGCCGAGGCCUAUCUCGGCUUCAACUGCCCCGCCCCCGAGCCCGUCGAUGGCAUUGCUCCCGAGGUGGAUGUCAGUCCGGAGGGCGAACUCCGCUACUAUCGCCAUCCCCAGACCUGCAAGAAGUACUUCGUCUGCGUCAACGGACAUCCCCGUCUCUACAACUGCGGCAAGUAUUUGGCCUUCAAUGCCCAGAGCAAGCUCUGCGACUUCUACAACCGGGUACCCGAGUGCUACGAGCUCCUCAAGGCGAAGCAGAAGGCAAAGGCCGAGCGACAGACUCCAUCAGCCGCAGCUCGACAGCCCUCAGAGUAGGGCACUGGAGCUAUCGCCGAUCUAUGUUCAAUUAGAAGUAGUUGUAAAUAGCAUAUGAUUCGAUAUAUGUACAUAUGUACUAUAAGCUUGCACUUGUGUGUAGUUUUUUUAACAUUAAAUAAACGCAUUC